Molecule: messenger RNA, 3235 nt
Organism: Diabrotica virgifera virgifera (western corn rootworm)
Lineage: Eukaryota; Metazoa; Arthropoda; Insecta; Coleoptera; Chrysomelidae
Product: cell surface glycoprotein 1
Exons: 3
Coding region: 100-3189 (1029 amino acids)
Cellular component (GO): extracellular region
Molecular function (GO): chitin binding
Source: RefSeq, a predicted model, not a curated record
CCGGCAAGGCAAGAUAAGAAAAAAUAAUAAAAUUAGUGUAUAUAAAAGAUAUCUAUUUUAUAGUUGUUCACAAAGGCAAUUCAAAAACAUAAUAACAAAAUGUUGCAGAUAUUUUUGCUUUUUGCCUUGUUUUUCCAUGCUCAUUCAAAACCAACAUACUGUCCAUUGGGUUCCUACUUUGAACAUGCAACUGAUUGUACCAAGUUUUAUCAAUGCGCACCCUAUGGCGCCCAAGAGAUGAACUGCGCUCCAGGUACUGUAUUUGAUCCCGAAAUUUCGGUUUGCAAUUGGCCUCGACCAGGUUUAUGUGAAAAAAAGACUACAGAAAUUACACUAAAUCCAGAGAUGUCUACAAGUUUUUCAGAAGAACCAACAAGAAUUUCAACAACAAUAAAACCACCAAGUACUUCUAAUAUAAUAGAAGAAGAAAGUACUACUGCAGACACUACAAUUGCAUCUGCAGAAACAAAUAAUGCUGAAAUAUCUACAGAAAUUGUUUCUCAAAAACCUGAAACUGAAGAGCCAGUAACUGAUACUCAAGGACCAGAAAACCCAACAACUGAUUCUGAAGAAACUGAAGAGCCUGUAUCUAAUAUCCCUAAUAGUACAGAUCGAUCUGAAAAUCAAUCUACUGAUACUGAAGAACCAGCAGAAAGUACUGAAAAACCAGCAGCCAGUGCUGAAGAACCAGCAGCCAGUACCGAAGGACCACAAGUGAAUAGUGAAGAACCAGCUGCCAGUACUGAAGAACCAGCAGUGAGUCCUGAACAAUCAUCAACAAGUAGUAAAGCACCAGAAGUUUCAACUGAUCUCACUGAAGAACCGGUAGCGACUGAUUCCGAGCCUGAAACUGAUGAACCGGUAACAGAUACUCCAGCACCAGAACCUUCAACAAAUAUUUCUGAAGAAUCUGAAGAGCCUUCAUCGAAGACUCCUAAUAGUACAGAAGGACCAGAUAAUCAAUCUACUGAUACUGAAAAACCAGCACCCAGUACUGAAGAACCAGUAGUGAGUACCGAAGAACUAGCAGUGAGUACUGAACAACCAGCAGCCAGUACUGAAGAACCAGUAGUGAGUAGUGAAGAACCAGCAGCCAGUACUGUAGGACCACAAGUGAGUAGUGAAGAACCAGCUGCCAGUACUGAAGAACAAGCAGUGAGUCCUGAACAAUCAUCAACAAGUAGUAAAGCAACAGAAGUUUCAACUGAUCUUACUGAAGAACCGGUAACAACUGAUUCCAAGCCUGAAACUGAUGAACCGGUAACAGAUACUCCAGCACCAGUACCUUCAACAAAUAUUUCUGAAGAAUCUGAAGAGCCUUCAUCGAAGACUCCUAGUAGUACAGAAGGACCAGAUAAUCAAUCUACUGAUACUGAAAAACCAGCACCCAGUACUGAAGAACCAGUAGUGAGUACCGAAGAACUAGCAGUGACUACUGAACAACCAGCAGCCAGUACUGAAGAACCAGUCGUGAGUAGUGAAGAACCAGCUGCUAGUACUAAAGAACCAGCAGUGAGUCCUGAACAAUCAUCAACGAGUAGUAAAGCACCAGAAGUUUCAACUGAUCUCACUGAAGAACCGAUAGCGACUGAUUCCGAGCCUGAAACUGAUGAACCGGUAACUGAUACUUUAGCACCAGAAUCUUCAACCAAUAUUUCCGAAGAAUCUGAAGAGCCUUCAUCCAAUAUUCCUAAUAGUACAGAGGAAUCUGAAAAUCAAUCUACUAAUACUGAAGAACCAGCAGAAAGUACUGAAGAACCAGCAACCAUUACUGAAGAACCAGCAGCCUCUACUGAAGAACCAGUAGUGAGUAGUGAAGAACCAGCUGCAAGUACUGAAGCGCCAGCAGUGAGUCCUGAACAAUCAUCAACAAGUAGUAAAGCACCAGAAGAUUCAACUGAUCUGACUGAAGCACCGGUAGCGACUGAUUCCGAGAAGCCUGAUACUGAUGAACCAGUAACUGAUACUGCAGCACCAGAAACUUCAACAUAUAUUUCCGAAGAAUCUGAAGAGCCUUCAUCCAAGACACCUAAUAGUACAGAGGGAUCAGAUAAUCAAUCUACGGACACUGAGGAACCAGCAGCAAGUACUGAAGAACCAGUAGUGAGCACUGAAGUCCCAGCAGUGAGUCCUGAACAAUCAUCAACGACUAGUAAAGCACCAGAAGUUUCAACUGAUCUGACUGAAGAACCGGUAGCGACUGAUUCCGAGCGUGAAACUGAUAAACCGGUAACUGAUACUCCAGCACCAGAACAUUCAACAAAUAUUUCUGAAGAAUCUGAAGAGCCUUCAUCCAAUACGCUGAAUAGUACAGAGGGAUCAGAUAAUCAAUCUGCUGAUACUGAACAACCAGCAGUCAGUACUGACGAACCAGCAGCUAGUACUGAAGAACCAGUAGUGAGCACUGAAGAACCAGAAGUGAGUACUGAAGACCCAGCAGUGAGUCCUGAACAAUCAUCAACGACCAGUAAAGCACCAGAAGUUUCAACUGAUCUGACUGAAGAACCGCUAGCAACUGAUUCCGAGAAGCCUGAUACUGAUGAACCAGUAACUGAUACUGCAGCACCAGAACCUUCAACAGAUAUCUCCGAAGAAUCUGAAGAGCCCUCAUCCAAGGCUCCUAAUAGUACAGAGGGAUCAGAUAAUCGAUCUACGGACACUGAAGAACCAGCAGCUAGUACUGAAGAACCAGUAGUGAGCACUGAAGAACCAGUAGUGAGUACUGAAGGAUCGUUAGCGAGUAGUGAAGCAGCAGAAGAUUCAACUGAUCUGAAUGAAUCAUCUACAGUGACUGAGUCUCAGGAGCAUGAAACUGAAGAAAAAGCCACAGCCACUGAGUCACCACAAAAACCAACUACAGCCGAAGAGGCUGUGUCCAAUGAUCCUAGUAGUACAGAAUCCCCGAAAGAUUCCAGUGAAACCAAUGAUACGGAUAUACCAGAAGAAAAGGUCACAGAGACAACUGAAGUACCAGAGAAGAUAACUACAGAGUCCGAAAAGGAUCCUCUAAAUAUUUGCAGGGAGCGUCCCGAUGAAAUAUUUAUUAACAACAACCCUUAUAACUGUUCCCAAUACAUAAUGUGCAAUAAUGGUAAUGGUGUAGUCUACAGCUGCACUAAUAAUCAAUUCUACAAUCCUACAACAAGAAGUUGUAGUAAAUUCCAAAAUGAUAGCUGUUCCCUAAAAUAACAUGUAGUUAAAUAUUAUACACAAUAAAUUUAAUAAGACUUUGAAA